UAAUAGUGUUACAUACGGCUAACGAUAUAGCAUGUAGCAUUUGCGUAAACUUGGUGGAGAUCUUUGGAUAAGUGUUUUCCAGAAUAUAUGGUGUGAGACACUGAAAUGGCUGGCCGUAUUCCUCUGGUGUUGCUGGCCUGUGGCUCCUUCAACCCUAUUACCCACCAGCACAUGCGUCUGUUUGAGCUGGCCAGAGACCAUAUGCACCAGACAGGGCUGUAUCGUGUGGUGGGUGGCAUUGUUUCUCCUGUCAGUGAUGGUUAUGGUAAACAGGGCCUUGUUGCUUCGAAACACCGACUUGCUAUGGCAAGACUGGCCCUGCAGAGCUCUGACUGGGUUUCCGUAGAUGACUGGGAGAGUAAGCAGGCGGAUUGGACAGAGACGGUGGUGACCAUGAGGUACCACUAUGGCCAGAUAGCCGCUCAGUACGACCACAGCAAGGACCCGUCCACAAAUGAGCGACCAGCCCCUGGUGUCCCACAGUUGAAGCUGCUUUGUGGAGCUGAUUUCAUGGACACGUUUAAGGUGCCUGGUUUGUGGAUGGACGAUCAUGUAGAGGAGGUGGUGGGCCGCUUCGGACUGGUCUGCGUGAGCCGUGGUAACCUUCAGCCAGACCGGGCUAUACAUGAAUCCGACUUGUUGUCCAGGCACCGGCAGAGCAUUUUCCUGGUUCGGGAGUGGGUACACAAUGAGAUCAGUGCUACGGAGAUCCGACGAGCCCUACGUAGAGGCCACAGUGUUAAAUAUCUUUUACCAGACUCUGUCAUUGAUUACAUAAGAGAGCACAACCUUUAUACCCAAGACAGUGAGAUGAAGAACAAAGACGUUAAACUACGACCUCUUGCCAUCCAAGCAAUACAAGACUAAUGUAGGCUUUGGGGAAUUCAGAGCCUGAGGUGGUCUAAAGGCCAAUUCCCAUUGAACCGACCAAUGACAACCAAUGGCAACAGACACUUCUCACACAGCAAUAUAGUGUCGGCCCAGAUCCGGCCCACAUCUGGUACAUUUGGAUUCCACAAGGCCUAGAUGUGGGCCGGAUCUGGGCCCACACUAUAUUGCUGUGGGGUUUUGCCUGAUCAGUGUGUUACCUCUUGGCAUCUGUUGCCAUUGGUUGAUGCUUGUUUUUGCCAAUUGAACAUGUUCAAUCCAGCUCUGUUGGUGCAGUGUAAAUUGGCCUUUAAGGUGCAAUCACGUACCGUUGUUCAAAGAAUCGGAAUCCACGCAAUUGGGAACAUUGAAGGAUUUCCUCAAACAGAUUUCUCAUUAAGUUCAAGUUGGUAACAUGAAUUUGCAAUGUUGACCAAUAGAAAACUCCCUGUGAGCAGUGGACCUUUUUAAAAAAAGGAGAAAAGUUUUUUCCUUUUUUGCCUCCCUCGAAAUUUCGUUCACUUUUAUCGCUUUAGAUAUAUGAAGCACACUUUCAAACCAAGUGUCUGUAUGUUGGUCAGCACAGCGAAUUCGUAUGAGAAUCAAAAUCAAAACCCCUUUCGAGAAACUCCAGAUCACAUGGAUUCUUUUUAGGAUCUGUGCGAUUCUGAUAUGAAUUCGCCCCGCAAAAUUUUGCCCAACAACUUUACAUGAGACCACCAGUCACAAAAAAAAUAGCAAAAUAUGUUUCAAAUGAUUAAAAUUCCCUCCUGCCUGUGAAAGCUGCUUUAGAGGAGUUUCAUAUUUUGUCUUGUGUAAAGUGAGCAUUAUCCAUGACCAUGGUUUCCUAGUGUAAUAUGUGGAGAGGGAUUUAGAAAUUUAUCCUCUCUCUGCAGGAGUUAGAUUUCCCAGAUCACUGCAGAGCUGUAGGUCCAUGUUCAGCAGGUAUGAGAUUUGUUGACUUUUGCUGAAUGUCACAAGGAAGAUAAAUAACAGAGCCUUUACACUUUGGAGAGCAAACAUUGCUUCUUCCAUUUCCAUUUGCACAGAAAGCGUCAUUCAUGUUGUCAGGUCCCUAAAGACGUUUCAUCAAGCUUUGUCGGUGGGGGGAAAAUAGUUUCUGACAAAAUAAAAUAGAAGAAUGUGGUUUGGGAUAUUUGAAGGGUUGUCGAUUUAAAUCAUUUCUUUUUGUCCUUGUAUCACCAACAGUGAGUUCUGGCUCAAACCCGCUAGUAGAUUUAAUGGUGUUUUUUUUUUUUUUGCUAUGUUGAAGCCCUCCUGCUGACAGUCUUUGAGUGUGGAGUUUGUGUUUUAAAAGAACGCCUUUGUUCAUGCUGUCUCAAAAGAAAAGCUGGUGGAAUUAAUUCAACAGAAGCAGUCCCUCUCUUCUAGAUGGCUCCUGCUUUGCACAGAAGGGUUUCACGCAUGUUUGCUAAUUCAAAGCAUCAGACAGAUGAAAGGAGUGACAAUUGAGUUCAAUCUUUUAUCAAGCACAAAACAUACUUUUUUUAAAUUUGACGAACAAAUAAGACUGAUUUAUAAACACAAUCUAUGGAAUAAAAAGUCCAUCCCCUGUAACAAUGAAAGGUUUCAAACGACAGCUAUAUUUAAUGUGAGUGAACUGUUGUUGUUUUUUAUUAAAAACAUUUUCAGUGUUA
This is a messenger RNA of Pimephales promelas (fathead minnow), 2525 nucleotides long. It is a transcript of the gene nmnat3, whose product is annotated as nicotinamide nucleotide adenylyltransferase 3. Gene Ontology annotation, cellular component: mitochondrion. NCBI's taxonomy places the organism in Eukaryota, Metazoa, Chordata, Actinopteri, Cypriniformes, Leuciscidae. Gene Ontology annotation, biological process: NAD+ biosynthetic process. Gene Ontology annotation, molecular function: nicotinamide-nucleotide adenylyltransferase activity; nicotinate-nucleotide adenylyltransferase activity. The record is from RefSeq and is a predicted model, not a curated record.